AUGCAUGAGACAGGAGCCAAUAAGGACCAGACUGCCUUGGGGCUCAGGAUUUGUUUGAGUGAAUACCUUCUUCAUAGCACUGCUCAGGAAGAACAACCCCAUGUGCCAACACCAGCUGUGGAAAAGUCAUUCAUGGCUCAAUUAUGGGGGAACUUUGAUGUUAACUACAUGAAGCCCUUCCUGACCCACAGUCGACCCACGCUUCUCGACACGGUGCCGGUCUGUUGUCUUCCUCUCGCCAGGGUCUUGACCAGCACGCGCCAACUGACCCAAGAAGAACAACCCCAUGUGCCAACACCAGCUGUGGAAAAGUCAUUCAUGGCUCAAUUAUGGGGGAACUUUGAUGUUAACUACAUGAAGCCCUUCCUGACCCACAGUCGACCCACGCUUCUCGACACGGUGCCGGUCUGUUGUCUUCCUCUCGCCAGGGUCUUGACCAGCACGCGCCAACUGACCCAAGAGGGAUGUGAAGCAGCCAAUGAUCCUGAUGAUGUUGAGAUGGGUGGUGUGUCCCUUAUAUCACGAAAAAGUACCAUCAACUCCAUCUCGCAGUUGGCAGCCAUGGCUCCGAUCAAACGAGCAACUCUUCGCCCCAUCGUCUACUAUGAGUUCCUCCAAGGACACUCUGCGAGAGCCGCCGCAGACAACAUCUGCGCUACAUUCAAGGGCAACGUCGUCCACUAUUCCACGCCUGAGGAGGAGAAUCCAGAGGUAGCAAUAGUGGAUCCUAGCUUGCUCGUGGACCUGGACUGUCCUUCGGCACGCCAGGUCAUCUAUUGACCCUACCUGCUUCUGUUGCAUGAGAAUAUCGGGGAGGGUCAUGGACCGGGGGGCGAGGGAUCGGCGGCAAGGGCGGAGCCGUCCCACCUGUGAUAAUCCUCACCUCCGUGAUAAUCGACUCCUCGAUGUAUCCACUUGCAUUCCCGUGUUGUCAGCAGAUGAUAGCAGAUCACUUAUUUACCCUCUUCCCCCAUCUUCCUCAUAUGAUUUAUGAUCGCUUGUGAUGUGUGACUUCUGUGUGCCAACUGCAAGGAGGCUUUCGCAGAGGUGAGAGAAACUCAGAAGGGGAAAAAAGAGGCGCAGGCUCCUCUCCCGCCACGAAGCCAGAGGGUUGAAAACCUGCACGCUCGAACUAACGCACAGCGCCACUUGUUACCAUGUUUUUAGGAUUUUAUCCAAUGUUCAAAUGCUGCCUGGAAAGUAUGCAGCGGUAUGAAAUGGCAUUAGACUUACAAAGGUGUUAUUAUUAAGUGAAUAUGGUUCAUCGGUCAAGCAGGAAACUUUACCGGUUGCUCUCAUGGCUUUUUUUAUUUCUCUCCCAUUUCGCCAAAUUGCCCAGCGCUUUUUUGUUGCUACUAAUUUUCCGGAGUCCUGAUUGAAGCUAUCCGAACCCCUUUCGAGGAUAUUUUACAACCUGGUGACAGAAUGCUCAUUUACCAGUGAAAUUUACCCAUACCUGUUCAAUUAUUGAUCCAACCUUUUCGUUAUUGUGAAUUUUUGUCAAUGUUAAACAAAUUCGCUGCACAUAUCUGUGUAUCGCUUUUUUUGUCUGUGAUUGCUGAAACUACCACGAGAUCUGCAUCGAAUCAGAUUGAACAGGUGACUUUGGCAAGCAUCCACUUGCAGGCAUUUUUUUGCGCACUUGCAACACAUCUCGUCGUCUCUGGAGUGACGCGUUUCAGAUAUUCAUGUGAGAUAUAUAUGAAUAAAGUAUACAAAACCG
This is a messenger RNA of Darwinula stevensoni, 1723 nucleotides long. NCBI's taxonomy places the organism in Eukaryota, Metazoa, Arthropoda, Ostracoda, Podocopida, Darwinulidae. The record is from the annotation of a GenBank genome assembly.